AUGAAAGCUGCCACCGAGCUGCCUCUCCGCAUUCUGACGCACAAUAUUCGAUAUGCCACCGGCUCUCCCUUCAGGGGCGAGCGCCCCUGGGAAGAGCGCAAGCAACCGCUGCUGAACGAGCUGCUGUUCAACACGCGCCACCAGGACGCCUUCAUCUGCCUGCAGGAGGUGCUGCACCGGCAGAUCGUCGACAUCCACACCGGACUCAACGCCAGCGCGUCUAACGCUGCCCCUGCGCCUGCCACCGAGGCCGACCCCACCUGGGCCUAUAUAGGGGUGGGUCGCGACGACGGCAAGGAGGCGGGCGAGUACUCGCCCAUCUUCUACCGACCGGCGGUCUGGCAGCUGGACCACUGGGAGACGACGUGGCUGUCCGAGACGCCCGACCGGCCGUCGAAGAGCUGGGACGCGGCGUCCACCCGCAUCGUCACCAUCGGGGUGUUCAAGCACCGGAGCAGCCGACGCACCGUGCUGGCGCUGAACACGCACUUGGACGACCAGGGGUCGCGGUCGCGCUACGAAGCGGCGCGCAUCAUCCUGGGCAAGAUCGCGGAGUAUCGUGCGGGCCCGUACGGAGAGAGCAUCUCGGGGGUCUUCUUGACGGGCGACUUCAACAGCGAGGAGGAGCAGGAGGCGUAUCAGGCGCUGACGGCACCGGACUCGGGACUGGCGGACGCCGGGAAGCUGGUGGACGCGGCGGAACACUACGGCAACACAAUCACCUGGACGGGCUUUGGCUACGAGGGACAGCCGCCGUCGCGCAUCGACUACAUCUUGUUGGAGUCCGAGUCCAAGUCGGCAUCAUCCGGGUCACCAUGGCAGGUCGAGGGGUACGCGGUGUUGGCUAAUCGGUUCGACGACGAUAUUUACAACUCGGACCAUCGGGCGGUGUUCAGAGCUCGAGACAGACCCAGACCGACCGCCGACCCGUUCAAGCUGCUGUCGCCCUCUCUCGCUGACUCCACCGUCCGCCGUCUCCGUCAAUUACCGAUCAUGCCGUCUCCUGAGGUCCCUCACAUGGGACACCUUCCUGGCGACGUCCAUCCCGACGGCCAAUCCGGCGAUGUCGCCACCGAGUUCUUGACGGACCCGUCGACGAAUGGGUCGGAUGCCAUUUCCGAGGGAAAACAGAAUGCAAAGGCAGUGCUAGCAGCUUCCGGCGUGUCGUCGUCCGCCGAGGCCAGCCAGGACGCGUCGAAUGGUGAUUCGGGGCAUCCGGCCAACAACUCCAAUGGUUUGGCGUCGAGCAAAAAGCGGUCGCGAAACGGCUCCGUGGCCCAGUCGACCGAAGAAUUACCGGUACGGGUGCGCGAAACGCCCGCGGACAAGAUCCUCCUGGAGCAGUAUGUCAACCGCGAGUUCCAACAUUCGGCCUUGGUGGCCUGGCAGAACCCGAGCCAAGAGAUCGCCCACCAGAAGCGCGCCGAGCGUGAUUAUUUCCUAACCAUCCGACGCGAGAAUCACAUGAACCCGGCCGCUCUCUACGGAGUGGGAUACGAAGGAUUUGGGAACCCCCGAACUGAUUUGCGGGGACAACAUCCGCAGCUGUUGUACCCAUCCAACCGCCGUCGCCCGGGGAAUCGAAGGACGCGCGAGUUGCGGAUCUCACGAAAAGAUCUGAAGACGCAGAACGACCAAAUGGAGAACCUGGUACCGAUCCGAUUAGAUAUCGACUGGGAUAAGAUUAAAAUUCGAGAUACCUUCACUUGGAACUUGCACGAUCGCGUCGUCUCCCCCGAUCUGUUCGCCGAAAAACUGGCCGAGGAUCUGGGCCUGCCGCUCGAAACCUGCGGUCCGCUCAUUCGGAUGAUCUCGCAGAGCAUCCAGGAGCAACUCUGCGAUUACUACCCUCAGAUCUAUAUGGAAGAGGAACCGCUCGACCCGCACCUCCCGUACAGUGCCUACAAAAACGAUGAAAUGCGCAUCCUUGUCAAACUCAACAUCACCAUCGGCCAGCACACACUGAUUGAUCAGUUCGAAUGGGAUAUCAACGACCCUCUCAACUCUCCGGAAGAAUUUGCUGCUCGCAUGACCGACGAUCUUUCCCUCUCCGGUGAAUUUACCACCGCGAUCGCACACUCGAUCCGCGAACAGUCGCAGCUGUUCACCAAAUCGCUUUACAUCCUCUCCCACCCAUUCGACGGGCGUCCCAUCGAUGAUCCCGACCUCAAAACUUCCCUCUUACCUUCUCCCAUGUCUUCUCCUUUCCGGCCCUUCCAGGCGGCCAAGGAAUAUACGCCGUAUCUGUACGAACUCAACGAAGCCGAAUUGGAACGCACCGAAGUGUCCAUUUCGAGAGACCAACGACGACAGAAGCGGUCGGUCAAUCGACGCGGCGGACCGGCUCUGCCCGACCUCAAGGACCGUCAACGCACGAUUCGGACGAUGCUUGUCUCGUCGGUCAUUCCCAAUACGGCCGCAUCGAUCGACGAGAGCAACGUGUUCAAGCGGUCUGGGUCAAGUCGGCACCGACGUGCCGCCGUCGGACUGCGCGACGGUGGCGACGACUCCGACGACUCGGAUAGCGACGAAUCGUCGAUAACGGCCUCACCCGCCAUCGGUCCCCAUCUGGCCCAGGGCACGGCGCGUACCCGCGGGAUGCGGGGGGCUGCCACCGCAGCUCAUGCAGCCCUCCGAGCCAACCUCGGUCAAUCUGCCACGCCAGAACCCCAUCACGAAAGCAGGGUCUCGGCGCGACGACGCGACUAUCGAGAGGAGAGCGUCGAAGAGACGGACCGGUUGAUCGUCAAGCUGAAGAUCAAUCGGGAGAAGUUUCGUCAAUAUCUCACCCAUGGCCCGCAAGCGGUUCCUGGUCUUUCGGCAUCGACUCCUGGGGCCCAGCUGCCCUCGCAACGAAGCACGCCUGGGGCGCAGACUCCAGUUCAGAGUUCUAUGGCGCCGCCCUCACAUCCUCAGCCUCAAGUUCGAGUACCAAAUGUCGGUACUCCCACGCAACGAAACACGCCCGCUCAACAAAUUGGAGCCAUAGAUGCUGUUCAACCCCCUCAGCCGGGUGUCUCUGGGCCUCCGCCUCCAAGUUGGCUUGCAGCGGGACUUGCGCGAUUAAAACGCACCUAUCCCAACGAUUCCUUCGAAGGUGUCAUGCGCUACACCGCGGUUGAUACCGAAACGAUGCUCCCGGUAGCAAGUUCGACCUCCCAACCAGGGCACAAGCUGAAAUAUCAAUACCUCCCUCGCAUCCGAUGCCACGAUUGCCCGGGAAAGCUGUACACGCCCGGACCCGCCACGACGGUUGACAAUUUCGAAGUCCAUCUUAGAAACCGACAGCAUAAAGAACGGGUGGAAGAAAGACUCGCCCGAGGUGCCAGUGCCGGUGCCGGAGGCAAUGCAUCAUAA
Molecule: messenger RNA, 3357 nt
Organism: Aspergillus affinis
Lineage: Eukaryota; Fungi; Ascomycota; Eurotiomycetes; Eurotiales; Aspergillaceae
Exons: 4
Coding region: 1-3357 (1118 amino acids)
Biological process (GO): regulation of transcription by RNA polymerase II; chromatin remodeling
Cellular component (GO): nuclear chromosome; SWI/SNF complex; nucleus
Molecular function (GO): transcription coregulator activity; catalytic activity
Source: RefSeq, a predicted model, not a curated record